UCAUGGCGUCUCUUUCACCACCUCGCUCACGCUGCGCAUCUCCUCUGUGGGACGAAUGGAGUUCUGACAGCACAGCUUAUGACAUGUCGACUUGGAGCAUCAAUCUCUUCAAAGCUCAUUUCGGAAAAUCAGUUCUUCAGCAACUGUGGGAGGACCGUGAGAAUGCCGACUUUGAAAUCCACUGCGCAGAUCAGAAAACAAAAGUACACAAAGCAAUCCUUCGUGCUCACUCCGAGGUGCUCGCUAAAAUGUGUGAUAAUCGCUCCUUCAAGGCCAAUCCCUACGAAGGCAAUCUUGACAAUCUUGGUGAUGGAGACGAUCCCGAGAUCGUCAGAGAGAUGGUUCAUUACUUCUAUCAUCUUGAGCUGUCANCAAAAGCCAGGGCAAUCUCACCCAGACCUCUCGAGAUUGCUCAUGUCGAACUUUCUCUGGUUUAUCUCGCCAGAUUGUACGUGCUGGCCGAGAAGUACUUCAUCGAAGGGUUAAAGGCGACAAUCAUGACCGACUUCCGCGACAGUCUGACACGCAGUUUAUUCCACCCAGAGCUCGUCGAGGCUUGUCUGAUCAUCUACAAGAAGACUGUGGAGCCAGCUGGCGAGAUUGGCUUGAAGACGAUUGUGGCAAAGGCUUUGGCAUAUGAGUUGGGAGAGGUUAUGAGAUCUAAGAUGCACGACAAGCUAUUCCAAGAGAUCCCCGAGCUGGCCCUUCGCGUGCUCAAAGAGGUCUCCAAACUGCCCAACUCCUGCGACUCCCGUCGUUCAUGUAGUUCCAUAGGGGGUCUUUUUGGUCUGUUCGAU
Messenger RNA from Aureobasidium musti, 797 nucleotides. Lineage: Eukaryota; Fungi; Ascomycota; Dothideomycetes; Dothideales; Saccotheciaceae. The record is from the annotation of a GenBank genome assembly.